CUCUAGGCACAACUAAGAGUACGCCGUGAGCGAAACCAGCUCACAGGUAUUAUGCAGCUAACGAAAAGGACAAAAUUGUUCCCGAAAAACGACAAUUUUUUUUUUCACCUCACAGUAGGAAAAGAGCCCAUAGGACGCUCGCAAAAAAAAAAAAGCCAACACUCCCCCAAAACCCACUCUCGCACCCAUCUGUUCCCCAACGGCGCUCAAGAGCGUACAUAUCUUGCGCUCACUUGAAAAUAUAGUGGGCAGAUGGAAGACUAUUCGUGGGCGCUGAUAGAGAGCGACCCCGGCGUGUUCACCGAGCUGAUCGAGAGCCUGGGCGUCAAGGGCGUCCAAGUCGAGGAAUGCUGGGAAUGUAGCGAAGAAGAGCUGCAACGGCACAAACCUGUCUACGGGAUCAUCUUCCUCUUCAAGUACGGCGGCGAGACCAAAGGGAUUCAAAUCCCUCAGCCCAAGUACGUCGGCGACGUGCCCAAUCUCUUCUUUGCCAACCAGGUCAUCAACAACGCCUGCGCCACCCAAGCGAUCCUGAGCAUUCUGAUGAACAUCAAGGACACCAACUCGGUCGACCUGGGCCCUAUGCUGACCGAAUUUAAGAAAAACGUCGCCGACUUGCCGUCGAAAAUCAAGGGUGUCGCCAUCGGUAAUCACGAGGAAAUACGAAAAGUCCACAACAACUUUCACAGAACGGAAAGCAUCACUGUGACCAAGGAGGCACUCCAUUCAGAAGACAUCUACCACUUCAUCAGUUACGUCCCAUUCGAGGGCCACCUAUACGAGCUGGACGGACUCAAAUCUGUCCCUAUCGACUGGGGCGAGGUCACUGAAGAAGACUGGCUUGCCAAAGUCAUCCAAAUCAUUAAAACGCGAAUCUCCCGGUAUCAAGAAGGCGAAAUACACUUCAGCCUCAUGGCCGCGGUUGGAAACAAAAAACAACUCUAUGAAGCGGAAAUCAAAAAACUCAAACAACUGAAAUCGGAAAUACUGAGCACUUGUCCUGCCGAUUCGGAAUCGAAACUGGCCGAAAUCGAAUGCGAAAUCUCGAACUACGAAGAACAAAUAUUAAAUCAACAAUCCAUGUUCCAAAGUUGGCGAGCAGAAAAUGCCAGGAGAAGACAUGACUACAUCCCUUUCCUCUACAACUUGCUCAAAAUCCUCGCAGAAAAAGACAAACUGCUCCCGCUCAUUGACAGAGCAAAAAUGUCAGCCGAAAAAAAAUCUGCCAAAUCUUAAAAAACUUUUUUCGUAUGCUUUUUCUAGACACAUCCAGGUAACUCUUUCUUCUCAAGAUACAGACCGUACAAUGCAUCCAACGCGU
This is a messenger RNA of Schistocerca gregaria, 1321 nucleotides long. RefSeq lists its product as uncharacterized. Gene Ontology annotation, biological process: protein deubiquitination; ubiquitin-dependent protein catabolic process. Lineage: Eukaryota; Metazoa; Arthropoda; Insecta; Orthoptera; Acrididae. Gene Ontology annotation, cellular component: cytoplasm. Bases 253 to 1236 code for a protein of 327 amino acids. Gene Ontology annotation, molecular function: cysteine-type deubiquitinase activity. The record is from RefSeq and is a predicted model, not a curated record. The transcript is spliced from 3 exons.